AUGUUCCCGCCAAUCUCCUUUAACGCCAUCUACAGGCCCCCCAUGAUCAGGGAUUGGCAGGAACUUGUCCACCCACUGGGCGGUACAUAUUACUAUAACAACAGAAAGAAUGCCUACACUUCGAUGAACAUUGGUCAUUACCAGGAUCUACAGAGGCUCGAUGAUUUCAUCAAUGCAUCACGAUCGGCUGCGAAAGAAGAUGGGUGGGUGCUGGUAGUGUACCCGGCUAUUUUUAUGGGAGAGCAGAGGUUUCAAUACUACUAUGUGGUCCCGGACUACCAGAUCAUCACCUGGUUAGAGGAUAUGGAUGGUCACAUCCUUUUCGGAGAAUGUGUCAACCCAAGCAAAUGGCGCCAUAAAAGACUUGAACUGGAGGCCCAAUAUUGGCGAGUGGCUGACCUACUAUGUCGUUUAAUCAAAAUGAACUUACUGGAUUGUCGCUCACCACUUCACAGGAAACAUUUCGAAUUCUUUCCGCACAAUUUCCGAAUGAACACCUCACAAGUGAGACGCAUAAGGAGAGAGAUGGGCUGCUAUCUCGGAGGUGAGCCCGGUGGUACUACAGCUACAAUCAGAAUAACCGAUUCAAGCACAGAAGCAACGACUUUAAGUCAAUCCACCGCCGCUUCCAUGUUCUGGACGUUAGACCAGAUGAAUCAAGUUGUCAAUCAACUGGCCAGUAUCGAAGACCUUGCAGAAAAUGACUCUAUUGAGGAGACCGGUGUUGCAGAAUAUUGCCAUUACCAAUAUCUCAAUCGCCAUAACCAACCUGAGGCUCGCCUGAUUCGAAAGCACGCUGUGAAAGAGAGGCCUCGAAAUAAUAGGCUUUUUUCGUUCAUCGGCAAUGCUGCAGCUAUGGUGCUGUGCGUGCCAGUCACUAUUGAGCGCAUUCAGACCACUUCUGUUGAUGGAAUUGUGAAUGGUGUAGAAGUUCGACGAUUUGUCAACGACUUCAGCAGCCAAGCUAAAAGUCAAAUAACCCUGGCAGGUGUUUCAAUGGCCCUAGACGUCGCCAUCCUUGCUAUUCCGGGUUUAGGAACAUCAGCAAUCGCACAGACGCUGUGCUCCUGUUCCUUGCUUUUAGGUGUCGGCUGCAUUUUUGCAGGAAAUAUGGUGCAACACUUCGGCGAGAGAAUGGGAUCCCUAGAUUUUGCGGCAUAUUACCUUCGUAAGAAGAAAAUGAUGCUUAUCAUCAUUACAAGCAUACCCACUUUUUUUUGUGUACUAAGUGUGAUCGGGUCCAUCUUGGGAUUUCUUUCAGGUGUCAUUACGGACUUGAGUCCAUCUGCACCCAUAAUUAUUGCAUGCAUCGUUACUCUUUGCAUCGUGGCGUGUCUCUUAGUUGUAUUGGUGAUUGCUAGCUAUGGUCCAAGUCUGGCUCGGAUGCGGCCACAGUAA
Molecule: messenger RNA, 1398 nt
Organism: Suillus fuscotomentosus
Lineage: Eukaryota; Fungi; Basidiomycota; Agaricomycetes; Boletales; Suillaceae
Exons: 9
Coding region: 1-1398 (465 amino acids)
Source: RefSeq, a predicted model, not a curated record